AUGUUCACCUUAAGGAGGGGACUGGCAGCAUCACGAGGCCUCCGGGGGUUUUCAACAAAGCCCCUUCUGAUUCCGCCAGCCAACCUUUCUGAGGGAGAGAAACUAAUAUAUGACAAAUUGGCCGACAAAUUUUUGCCAACUGAACUAGCCGUGCAGGACAUCUCAGGAGGCUGUGGUGACUUCUAUGCCAUCAACAUAGCAAGUGAGGCAUUUAAAGGCCUUUCAACGUUGAACCAGCAUCGACUUGUCACACGAGUACUGAAACAAGAAAUUGAAGGAAUUCAUGGGUUGCAGGUCUGGCGUCGCUGUAAUUUACCAUGGAGGUUUACUGACACAUGA
This is a messenger RNA of Suillus clintonianus, 339 nucleotides long. RefSeq names its product bola-like protein. The record is from RefSeq and is a predicted model, not a curated record. Bases 1 to 339 code for a protein of 112 amino acids. The transcript is spliced from 2 exons. Lineage: Eukaryota; Fungi; Basidiomycota; Agaricomycetes; Boletales; Suillaceae.